Coccidioides posadasii C735 delta SOWgp is the source of this 1758-nucleotide messenger RNA. RefSeq lists its product as uncharacterized. The record is from RefSeq and is a predicted model, not a curated record. NCBI's taxonomy places the organism in Eukaryota, Fungi, Ascomycota, Eurotiomycetes, Onygenales, Onygenaceae. Gene Ontology annotation, cellular component: plasma membrane. Gene Ontology annotation, biological process: peptide modification; carbohydrate metabolic process.
GAUAAUCAGGUGGAGUUCUGAUUGAGGAGGAUGCUUGACGGUAUUCGAUCCUGGUCUUUAUAAAUACUGCCUUAGGGAUCGGUCGCAGAUGUGGGCUUCCCGCCCAAGUCAAUCCGCUCUGUUGUCUCCGUUACAAUCCUUUCAAACGAGCUAGACACCGAGGAAGCUUGCCGAUUCUGCGGAUACAGUUUCACCUCCCAGAGAAUGGCUACUUCUAGGCCUCAGUACUUUAGCAACGAUCUGCAGCUGGUUGCAAUUGAGAAGGAAUCUCUGACACUUGCCUUGUCACAGCUUUGUGAAGCAGUGAGGCAAGGAGUUGAAAUCCUAUUGACCCAUGACAAAGCACCUGACGCUAACGAUAGUCGUGCAUUUGGAACCAUUUACGAUGGCCAUCUCGGUACGGUGCUUAUGGCGCUGAGGCUUCAGCGGCAGGCCAAGUAUUUCCGGGCCGAAAAUAUGUCUAUCAAUAGUUUGGUCUCAGAGACACAGCGUCUUGCAAGCUCGAGAUUGAAUCCCCAUAUUAUGAAGGUCAAUCACCGUGCCGGAAGGUUAUCGCCGCUUGACUCUGCCUCGUUUGGCGCGGCAGUCGUACGAAUUUUAGCGGCCGGCCGAGGCCUCGCUUCUCUUUCUGAAGAUGGACAAUGUCGUAUUCAUAAACGGGAUAUUGCUGAAGUCCAAGAUGCUAUGCAUGUUGCUCUGCACCAAGGCGAUGUGAGAGGCGGAGAUGAACUUCUCUACGGUCGUAUUGGGUUACUACACGCUAUAUUGAACAUCCGCAAGCUACGGCUCAACAUCGAGUCUGUGGAGGCACUGACAGCGGUCUUCGAAAAGGUACCACAGCUUAUUGACUCCAUUAUGAGCGGGGGUAAGCUUGGAGCAAGAGAUUACCUUGAGUUAUACGGAGAGCGGGAGUAUAUGCCGCUUAUGUGGUCAUGGCACGAUAAGUAUUAUAUUGGCGCCAUUCAUGGCACAUGCGGAAUUCUUGACGUCCUUCUCGCAUGCGAACCUGAAGAACUUCGAGCAGGACAUUCUCACAGUCAUAUCCCCGUCAUCGCCCAAACAAUUAACGCCCUAUGCAACCUCUGUAUUCUAAACCACGGCCACUUGCCUUCCUCAGUGCCUCACCGCUCCUCUUCUCGCACAUCACCACUUGUUCAGAUCUGCCACGGAGCGCCAGGCCUCUUGAUCCUCCUCUCAAAUGCACGAAAAAAUGCCGCAUUCGCAGCAUCAUACUGGCGACCAGAAUGGGAUGAGGCGAUCUGCCUCGCAAGCGAAAAAGUAUGGGAACAGGGGCUCCUUUAUAAAGGUGGUUCUCUAUGUCAUGGCAUCGCAGGUAACGCAUGGCCAUUGCUUAUGCUACAUGAUGCUUUUGAAUAUGGCGCACAGGGCUCUGAGGAAGCCAAAAACUGCUUUAAGCAAGUUACCUCUAGCGUACCGCAUAAGGAACUCUCAGGUGAUUAUUAUCUCUCCCGGGCGAUAGCUAUGCUGCUUGAAGCGCGAAAAACGCCACCGUUCAUCAUGCAAGAGGCUGGUGGCGGGCGGUACCGGAUGCCAGAUAGUCCUUACAGCUUAUUUGAGGGUCUGGGGGGGACUAUCUGCGCAUGGUCCGAAGCUUGUGUAGUGAUCUCUGCCAGGCUAAGGAAGAUGGAGGUUGAUUCGCAAGAAGGUAAUGGUGCAUGCAAUAAUGACGAGGAGUUCCAUAGUGACUUGCAGGAUGAGCUGGGAAUGCCAGGCUUAGGCACUCGCGGGUUUCUGUAG